Molecule: messenger RNA, 2150 nt
Organism: Umbelopsis ramanniana AG
Lineage: Eukaryota; Fungi; Mucoromycota; Umbelopsidomycetes; Umbelopsidales; Umbelopsidaceae
Exons: 7
Coding region: 298-1893 (531 amino acids)
Source: RefSeq, a predicted model, not a curated record
UUUCUCUGAUCAUAUCCUUCAACUCUCCUACGGUCAUGACUUCCAGAUUGACGUGAAGAACGAGGUUUUUACAAGUUCUGUAUUCGAAGGACUUUAUGCAUCGUACAGUGAGGAUGGCAUCAGUGGUUGGACGGGAGUGGUUUGUGAGAUUGUCUGAAUCCAUGGCUUCCAAAGUCUGAAUAGUGAAGGUCAAAAUUUACAGCGCAAAGAAAUUGUUCCAAAGAAAAAAAAUAAAUUGGGCAUAAGCUCUGGCUGUCCUGCUAAUUUUUUCUUCCCUUCCUACUUAAUCUUUUAACCAUGCACGGAAUCGAUUCUCCAGUGGGUCUAACCGAGCGCAUAGAUAUUAAUACCGAGAACACAGCUCCACAAACCAACGACAGUUUCUCCCAGCAAUACUAUUCCCCCAUCUCACCCCUGGAUAAAAUGAGUGCUUCCAACAAACGAUUCUCUUAUACCAAGCGACUUUCUUCUCCCAAUCUAUGGCGUAUACGCGAAUCACAGAUUUUAAAACCUUUAACCACCGUAGAAAACUCCACUUCUCCUUUUAUCGCUACUUCAGCAUUGGCUGAGGCUGAAAAUGAGCCGAUUGCGCGAAGCUUGAAUGGCAAAGAACGAACAUCUACCAAAGAAGAGGAACAGCCAUCACAAACAACCAAAGUCGAGCCUGAAGAAAAGCCAAUGACGCGUCAAGUCGACAAGCCAGUAGCCAAGGCUACGUCUCGCACUCCUCCAGUUCCUUCUUAUAUGCGAUUUACAGAAGCGUAUAAGCGAUCUAAAGGACUAUUAAAGAAUGGCGAAGAGCGUGAGAUUCCUCAUCAUUAUCGCGAAGAUAAAAUGAAUCUCAAGAAGAAUGAACGCGCUACAAACGCGAGAAACAGACUGACAUCCACGAAAGCUUUGCUCGGUCCAAAAACAGAAGGCAUCAACAAAAGAAGUACCAUUCCACAACCCUUCCAUUUUCAUUCUUCCCUACGCUCACACGUUAUCGAAGAAGCCAACGAUAAUGAGCAUGGUUCAGAUGAGCCUUUUGUGUCUAUGGCCGUGCGCAUUAGACAAUUUGAGGAAAAUAUAGCGGGCAGAGGAUUUGAGCAUACUUCCAAGCAGAAAGAGGCCAAGCACUCAACAGAAGAAGCUCAUAAAUAUGUCGUUCCACGAUCACCGAAGUUGCUCACAAAAAUUAGGCAUGAGCAAGGACCUCAUCAUAACCAUGAAAGUACAAAUGAUCAUCCAUCGGAACGACAAUCUUCUCAAGCAUCUACGGCGAAGCCACCUCAUGGCCAACAUUCCAGCAAAGAUUCUCGCUCCAAUGUAAAACUUGACAGUAGACCUCCAAGAUUUCUUACAGCAGCUCGCGCAACGCGUAUUCCAUCUCUCAACGCCGACAACAGCAAGUCCUCAGAACAGAGCUAUGCACAAACUGACUCUUUGAAGUCGUUGAAGAGGAAAAGAGAAGGAAACAGUGAUGUGGUAAACAAGCGGUUGCGACCAGUAGGAGAGGCAUUAUCGAACAAGAAGCAAGCUACUAAAGGAUUCACACCUACGAUACCCAAACCUUUUUCGUUCCAAACCGAUUUACGUGGUCAACAUUAUCAAGACCAGUUCCUUGAGAAACUAGACAUGUGGAGAAAGCGCGAUCAAGCUCCGCGUGAAUAUCAUGCAAAGCCUGCACCCCACUAUCCACCACCCAUAGCCAUCAAGCGAUCUGUCAAGCCCUUGACGGCGGCACAGGAUCUAGUUUUGCAUAGUCAGAUUAGAGCACUGGAGAGGAAAACAGCAGAAGAUGAAAAGAAAUUGAACGAAAAGCUAGCUGCUAUUAAGCAGAGCGUGCGUCGACCACAACAGGAAACCAAUGCCAAAUCGCAUCUUCCAGUUCGUGAAACAAGGCGUGCAUAAUAGUCGCCAUGACUCUUUCACCAUAAUCCCCAUCUUGACCUCCUUCUGUUUGUAAUUAUCUCUAUACCUACACCUUAUGUGAUGCCGCACACACCCAAAUACCAUUAUUAUCAAUAAAUACAUAGCCCUCGAAAUAGUUAAUGCCGAAAUAGAUUAGGAUCAGCGAUGUAUUGAUAGAAAGACAAAAGUAUUAUUUACAGGCCUGCAGACGGCGGACACGCUAGUGAGAGUGCCGGGAUAAUGUAUGGAACGCAGGC